CUUGGCGUGGGAAGGCUUCCAGCGCGAGUCCCAGUCAUCGGUGAACUGCUCGAGGAAGGGAGCCUUGAGCUUGGUGGGCUGUAUGAAUGCAUUGGUUAGCUGCUGUCCGUGAUGUUGGCGUAGAUAGACUGCAUUGACGACUACUUACAGUAAAGGUAGGGACCUCGACGGGAGAAACCGAGGUGGCGGCCUCGGCGACGGUGCUGGAGCUCUCGUCCUUGAGCACCUUCUGGGAAUCGUCGGCACUGACACCUCCGGCAAGGAGGGCGGCGCUGGCGGCAGCGGCAGCUACAUUGAACCUCAUGAUGAAGGCGAAGUUGCUGUUAUUCGUUUCAAGCUGAUUCGCAGUCGCGUAUGUGGUAGAUGUGUAGAUGGAGGGGUUGGUUGUUGCUGGUGGCUGAAAGAAAGACGUCGAAGUCGAGGUCGAGUUCGAGACAGACAGAGACGAGAACCUUGUUGGGCAAUGGAUAUUCACUCCCACGGCACGAGGAAAGGAAAGAGGUUAAGAAAAACAGGCGGCGAUGGGGGAAAGGGUUCGGUGGUGAAUUAAAAGUUUCGGCGAUGGUUCAACCUCUUCCAAGUGACAACGUGUCUUUAAUGGGCCGCCGAGACGUGAGAUGGCAGCUGCUGGGGGGAGCUUUGGCGCGGCAGCGGGCGGGACCUGCGGAGACCAGCAUUAUUGCGGGAACAGGUUUGAAGCACAGGCCUGGAGGCUAUGGUAAACUGGCCUCUCAGCGUCGUUUUGGAGUCCGGGACUUGUGGAAAUGCUUCGAAACUUCCAUGGACGGGAUUGGACAGACGACAGGGGUCUCUUUUCUCAUUGGACAACCUCGGGUUACUGUAACAAUUGUUCUACUUGAGCCCAUUGUCAUCCCUUUUGCUACAAAGGAGCCAACGUGCACAACAUGUGUCCAUCUCCAACUCCAACUUCGGAAUGUCUUUACCGGCACCGAAACAUGCGGCGAUGGAAGCGUCCUGUUGGUCAAUUGCGUUGGAGCCAUUCCUUUUAGCGCGUGUAUAUUAUGUGGGGCCUUCAGUUUCGACCACGAGCAUCGUCAUGCAGAGAGAACACUUCAAGGGUCCUGUCUCGCCAGUGAAGAGAAUGUUUGUCUCUAGGAAAAGGCAAUCAGGUUCGUCUCGUGUGAACAUGUUGGUGUUUGUGCGGUGAAAGAUGCAAUGAAAGGUUGGCUUCGUCCCUGUUGUUUAUCCACCACCGUUUCUUCCAGAAGGUGAA
Messenger RNA from Neurospora tetraspora, 1234 nucleotides. RefSeq lists its product as uncharacterized. Bases 364 to 1116 code for a protein of 250 amino acids. Lineage: Eukaryota; Fungi; Ascomycota; Sordariomycetes; Sordariales; Sordariaceae. The record is from RefSeq and is a predicted model, not a curated record. The transcript has a single exon.